Messenger RNA from Saccostrea cuccullata (small rock oyster), 942 nucleotides. RefSeq names its product dynein axonemal assembly factor 6-like. The transcript has 7 exons. The record is from RefSeq and is a predicted model, not a curated record. Lineage: Eukaryota; Metazoa; Mollusca; Bivalvia; Ostreida; Ostreidae. Gene Ontology annotation, cellular component: cytoplasm. Gene Ontology annotation, molecular function: protein-folding chaperone binding; dynein intermediate chain binding. Bases 175 to 759 code for a protein of 194 amino acids. Gene Ontology annotation, biological process: axonemal dynein complex assembly.
GUAAACAACUGCAUGUGGAAACCUGUGUAAACAGAGCUGUCGAGAACACAAAUACUGAAAUAGAAUCUAUAGUUUUGCUCUUAUUUCCACAAUUCAUAGUUUGGGUAACUUUGUGUGAAACCAAAGUAGGUACAGUUGUGUGCCAAAAGUGAAGUUUUUUAAAAACAGGAUUGGAUGAGCAAAAUGCAGUUCACAGCUGAUCAAGUCAACUCUUUGGCACAGAUGCUAAAACCACCAGAUGAAGACAGCGAUUCUGACUGUGAACUCGAUGAAAGGCCUUCAUCAUAUGGGAAAAUGGGACCAGGUCAGAUUGGCCCUGCUUCUAAAACAGACCAGAAAUCUGAGAAAGUACCUGCAUCAAAGGGAAAUUCCAAAGAUAUAUGGGACGAAAAUGAGGUACCAGAGGGAUCAGAAUUUGACACAACAUUUGACCCAAGGCCUCAACCAGAAUAUGACAUUGUAUUUAAACAAGCAGUCUCCUCAGAGGACAUGUUUCUACAGAUGGGCAACAAAACACCGUCCACAGCUAGCUGUGAAGAUAUGGUGAUAAAAAUCAAGCUACCUGGAACAAAAGGAGCUGAUCUCACUUUAGACGUAAAAUCCAAAUUUCUAGAUCUGAGGACACCAAAAUACAAACUGGGACUACAUUUACCACAUCCUGUAGAUCACAAAUCAGGAAAGGCCCAGUGGGAUGGAGACAAGGAAAUUCUAAAUGUCACUCUACGCAUGCAGCGAGAAUAUGACUUUAUGAACUUCUAACUCAAUUUUUUCUGCAUUGAUGCAUAUACAUGUAUGUGUUCAUAUUGUUAUUUUUUUCAUGUGUUUCCGUCCAAAAUGAUCUUAUAAUAAAUGAUCUGAAAUACUUUGAGGAUUUUGUUUAGAAAGGGCAUAGAAAAGUUAUUGAUUGCUCCUUGUUGCAAUGAAUCGGCAACCUGGAUCCCA